Messenger RNA from Ilyonectria robusta, 3730 nucleotides. RefSeq lists its product as uncharacterized. Gene Ontology annotation, molecular function: ATP hydrolysis activity; ATP binding. NCBI's taxonomy places the organism in Eukaryota, Fungi, Ascomycota, Sordariomycetes, Hypocreales, Nectriaceae. The record is from RefSeq and is a predicted model, not a curated record. The transcript is spliced from 6 exons. The coding region runs from base 351 to 3464 and encodes 1037 amino acids.
GGUUCUACUGCAUAGUGUAAUGGGGCGAAGUACGGAGCGCAGUUGAGCCUCAGCCCAUGGAUAUUUGCCGCAAACAUUCCCAUUUUCUAAUCCACUCUGACUGAGUAAUUCCUCGUUAUUUUGUUCAUACUACGCGCGGCCGGCUAUCUUGAGCAACUCUGACCGCCGAGCAUAUCGCUAUUUCGCGCAUCGUCUCCGCACCGUUGUCAUCCCAGUCUACGACCUCAACGGCAAGUCUUAGUUAGCCCUACAAAUCCGGUUCCCACAAGAGAAGUGUUGUUACGGUUGGCGCAAAUUUACUGAGAGACACUGGAAUUGAGACCACAAGCAAUCGCACAGUUGAUUCCUCGAUGGAAGACAAUGCUGAAAAAGGUUCAGCGCCAGCGAACCUCGGCCAAGAUCUUUCGGAUGCUUUUGCAAGCAAGUCUAGUGUAUCUGCCAAUAAUGCAACCGCGACUUUGGCAUCGGCAUCAGCGGGGACCUUGCGAGAGGAAGACAUCAUCCCUCGCAAAGAAGACACCCCCGCAUUGGCAAUGUCGGAUUCGGGAACGGGGAUUUUCCAGAGGGUCUCCAAAUUCAUGUCAAGUGUGCAGCCGUAUCAAUUCAUCCUGCCUCCCGAUCUACGAAAAGAAAUGAACGAUCUCAAAGGAAAAGUCGACAAAAGGUAUCCUAAGGACACAAACUCCAAUCUCUGGACUUGUGAUAUCGAAGUGCUCACCAUGGAUGACUGGAAGCAAGGCAUCCGUGGGUCGGAGAAGAGGCCCAUUCCGGUGUUGCAGGUCUAUUACCAAAGGCUAAGCCGAGCAAUGCCACUGGAGGCUUUGACGGGAGACUCUUCACAGGCACCACGGGAUAUGGCUCUUGACAUGAUCAGAGACCAAAAGAACCUGCAGAGGAUCCUUAUCAAUUCAGACAUUUUGCAUGCGGAGCUGGAGUUCAUCACAUCGACCACAAUUUCCUCCCCAGUUAUCAUUAUCCCCCCUUAUGAAAUCUUGUUGCAAUACCUGCCACUCUUUGAAACGAGGUUGGUCGAGCUUCGAGACGAGCUAGCCGAAAUGACUCUUAACACCAACAAUAACGAUCAAGUCAAUGGUACUACAAGAACUCCAGACAUGGAUAUCGAUGAACCCAUCCAGCGGGACAGUAACUCUGAGCCAAAAGAAGUCGCCAAAAAGGUUGAUUUCCACAUCAAAGAGAACCAGCCGAAGAGUGGUGGUGGUGAAGCUGAGGGCCGUGACGCUCAGUCGAAUCCUAGUCACACUGACUUGCAGGCAAAACUCUCGCAGCUCGAGAUGCGGAUUUCUCACCUGGGGUGCCUUGUUGAUUUUGUCAACGAAAACCUCGCAGGGCUUAUUGAGCUCAGAGACGAUGUGAAGAGCGGAAAGUUGGAGAAAAUCACUUUCGGCGAUCUAUGGCACUUGUUCAAACCUGGCGAUCUUGUUCUGUCAAAUCGGCGAGGUCGAGAACAGUUGCACAGAGUGCACUUUGUUACUGGUGGUCGACUGAUGUCACGUACCCUGUCCAACAACGGCUGGCGCGCAGAAAUCCCUGUCGAUACGUGGACAGAAUUCAAGGUAGAUACCUACAUGAUGGCAUUUGAUGGUGACCAAGUCGGACCUGUAGGGGAAUCCUGGGGAAUCAACCAUUACCUGGGCGAACGGCUGGUCACAGGGCUUCCGAUAUAUCCAGCUCAGCUCCACCCGAACCCCGAAAGCCUACUCGCUCGGAUGGAUGCACGGGGGCGCAAAUUCAUGAAGUCCAUCGGUCACAAACAUUAUGAAGGAUUGGGUGAGAAGCAAACUCGGGGCCGGACUCGGAAGCAACUUCUACGUAUCGUCGAAGACGACGAUAGCUCCGACGAUGACGACAUGAAACCCGGGAAGACAAGUCAGGAGUACAUUACCAGUGAAGUGUUUGUUGACUUCAAGGCAUAUCGAGAGGUCGAUAAAUAUUACACCUUUAAUCUCGGCAAACUGGUCAGAAGCAAGGUUUUCGACCAGGGUGCGGUCAACAGGUAUCCGCCAGGCUCGGCUAUGCAUUCGAACGAGGACAUAUUUUCCGGCCCUGAGAUCGACACAAAGCUCGGCGAGGACUAUAUGACGCAAAGCAGAGGCUUCUUGGAACCCUUUAAGUUUACUGAUGCUGAGUUGAGUGCAGAGUACUAUCAGAUAUUACCAUCAGAGGUGCCUGGAUACACGUUUAGGUAUCGAAUGUGGUACAUGCUCGACGUUGAUAAUCUCCAGGACAUUGAUUUCAUCCGAAAUUCAGGGUUUGAUGACCUUGUCAUCCCAGAGCGCCACAGAAGUCUUCUAGUUGCACUGGUUGACAAUCACACCUCGGGGUUUCAACGGCGACAGGAACGGUUGAAGAAACGCAUGAAAGUGCCGGACAACGCCCAAAUAGACCUUGUCCCAGGGAAAGGGCAAGGCCUCAUCAUUCUCCUACACGGACCCCCAGGCUCUGGCAAAACAAGUACCGCAGAGACCAUAGCGUCGUAUACACAACGUCCCUUGUACGCAAUCACUUGCGGCGAUCUGGGAUUGGAUCCGGAGUCUGUCGAAACUCGGCUUAGCAAUCAUGCAGCAAGAGCAGAGAAAUGGGGAUGUGUACUGCUUUUAGAUGAAGCUGAUGUGUUUCUUGUGUCACGAACUCACAGAGAGUUGAAGCGCAAUGCUCUAGUCUCGGUGUUUCUCAGACAGUUAGAGUACUACUCUGGAAUCCUAUUUCUCACGACCAACCGUCCUGGCACCCUCGACGAGGCCUUCAAAUCGCGUAUCCACGUAUCUUUGCGAUAUGCUGAACUGGAUUUGGAUUCCACAAAGAAAAUGUGGAACAACAUCCUGAAUCGCCUAGAGUUGGAAAAUAAGACGGCCGAAAUUAAAGUCAAAUUCAAUCGCCAGAAUCUCCUUGACUUUGCCGAGCAGCACUUCAAGAAACGUCAGAAGGAUGGCAAGACUUGGAAUGGCCGGCAAGUACGUAACGCCUUCCAGACGGCCUUGGCUCUGAGCCAAUUCGACAGGCGGGAAGAUAUCAAAGCCAGUGGCCAGACACUCGAUGAAGCCGCGAAGUCGGGAAAGAAAAAAUGGAUGACAGUGAAGCUGACAAAAGCGAACUUUCAAAACAUUGCGAGGACUAUGCACGAGUUUGAAGACUACAUUGUGAAGCUUCGCGGGAAGGACAGCGAUACCGCUCGCGAGGGUGAGGUCCGAGAUGACUCUUACGACCCGGAUCCAAAUGCACAGCCGGCGAGGAAGAAUUAUGCAGCGACUCUACCAGCCAAGAGACUGAGCUUCGAGCUGCCGAGCCAGUAUCGGGCUGAUCGAGCCUAUCCGAACAGAACCAGGAAACGGCAAACGCCCAAUCAUGACAGAUAUGGGGACGAGGAGGAUGAAGAUGAGGAUGAGGAUGAAUCAGAUGAAGACGAGGAUGAAGACGAAGAUGAGGAUGAGGACACAGAGGUUUAGUGGCAAAUGAGCGGAUGGAAUGCACAGGAACAAGUGUGCGAGAUAUAACAAAACACAAUUGCAUAAAAAAAAAUACGUUGUUACUGCAGGUGCUUUGUAAUUAGGUCGAAAUUUAUUGGAUGCGUUUUAAUUAUAUUUUUUAUGUGUAACAAAAAUCGACUGUAGAUAUGGGGGAGAAGUUCUGCACUUCACAUCUGGCCUGGCGAGGGAGAAGCAGGCGGUGGUGUGACACUAUCUUGAUGCAAACAUUCUAUAUUAAUAUUUUC